AUGAUGGUCAACAAGAAACUCGAUCGCUUUAAGCAGUGGGCGGGGGAGCGCAUGGGUUCAGAAGCGAAAACCAAUGUCUCAGAUGACUUUAAGGCGCUGGAGAUGGAGAUGAACUUGAGACAUGAAGGGAUGGAACGACUCCAAAGAUCAAUGACAACUUACAUGAAAGCUCUGUCCAAGCGGAAUGAAGGAGACGAUAAGGAAAAGACUCUUCCAGUCGGAUAUAUGGGUGGGGUUAUGGUUAGCCACGGAGAAGACUUCGAAAGCACUUCAGAAUUCGGACAGUGUCUUAUCGGCUUUGGGCGGACAAAUGAACGUAUUGCGAGGAUCCAGGAGACUUACAUAUCAAAUGCGACUAGCAGCUGGCUGGAGUCGCUCGAUCGAUCACUUGUCCAAAUGAAGGAGUAUCAGAACGCGAGAAAGAAGCUGGAAACCCGUCGGAUCGCAUAUGAUGCUUCCCUUACGAAGAUGCAAAAGGCGAAACGGGAGGACUUCAGAAUGGAGGAGGAACUUAGAAAUCAGAAGGCAAAAUACGAGGAGUCCACUGAAGACGUCUAUCGGCGCAUGGAAGACAUUAGAGAAGCUGAAGCAGACAGUAUCGCCGACCUUGCGGCCUUUUUGGACGCUGAACUCAACUACUAUGAUCAAUGUCGAGAACUUCUAUUGCGACUGAAAAACAACUGGCCUGCAGGUCAAACACAGUCGCAAGGCGGCUUAUCCAGACGGCCUGGCCGCAAUCGGUCAAACACAGCACACUCAUUUCACGAUCGAUAUGAACCUGUGCACAAAGAGCCUGUACCAGUCCUAUCCCCAGAAUCCCGUCCAGCCAUCAAAUCCAACCGGUCCGCAUCCACGUACCAAACUGCAUCCCCACCCAGAGGCUACUCCGCCGAUUCAUACCAACAGAACCUGCAACAACAACAACAACCAGUACCACGACCCAUAAACCGCACCUCAACGUUCGACGGAUUCACCCACCAGCCGCGAUUCGACGACUCGCCAGCACAGCGUAACAGCCGCAACACCCAACUACAACUCCGAACCGCGACCGCGACCGGCACCGACACCGGCACCAGCAGACCCCACGAACACUACCCGGAGUCACCCGAUGACGCAUCCUUCGGCAAGGGAAGUAGUCCCGACCGAUACUUCCCUGCCGGCCGACCUAUUUCUCCCGCGACGUCGAAUGGCAGCGUGAUGUCGCGUGCAGCAAGUAUGACGAUGGUACAACAGGCUGCGGGAAGCUCGGUGAGUACGAUGGGUAAGAAAGGGCCGCCGCCGCCACCGCCGUCGCGAGCUAAAAAGCCGCCACCACCGCCGCCUCCAGGCAAGAGGCAUCUCGUUGGUGCUGGGAAUAUGUGA
Paracoccidioides lutzii Pb01 is the source of this 1362-nucleotide messenger RNA. Its product is annotated as BAR domain-containing protein. The record is from RefSeq and is a predicted model, not a curated record. The transcript has 5 exons. The coding region runs from base 1 to 1362 and encodes 453 amino acids. Gene Ontology annotation, molecular function: protein binding. Gene Ontology annotation, cellular component: cytoplasm.